CGGUCUUCUGAUUGGUUAUCGUAAUUAUCUUCACACGCGCGCUGACAGCCAGAGCAUCCCAUCUUGUCACGCGCGUGUGAACCACCAUCUCCCGCCAAACGCCUUCUGCCACAAUCUGCUUCAGUUAUGUACAUGAAAACAUGGAGCUAUCAAAGAGCGAAGACACUUCAGAUGAUUCAAAGAGGUCAAGUAAGGCACAUGACCGAAGUAAAUGGCCUGAAGAGCACAAAUCUCAUAACACCCCGAAUAAUGGAUUUGUGAAUAUACAGAGCACUGAUAAAAGCCCAUCCUCACUGCCUGUGCCAGACACUCUGGACAUACUCUCUCAAGAGAUUAGUGACACACUCUCAGAAGGUCACGGACGACUCUGCGGCUCUGUUAAAAGAAGCAGAACCCAUGACUGUGUGAGAGGAAUGAGACUGCAGCAAACUGAGAGCCCUAGAUACAAAGAUGCGACUAACCGCCGCCAUCACCAUAAGCUAGUGACCAGUGUCAGCUUUUCAGGAUUCGAGGCACCUCUAAGGUUGCUUCGUGAGAAUCGGGAUACAUCUGGCAGCAGUCACGAAAUCAUUGAUUAUCGUAACCUAACACCUCAAGUGCCCUUUGUGCCCUGCAUAGCCAAAUCCAUUCCUAAAAAGAGGAUCUCCCUGAGGAAGCCUAGAAAGGCCAUUAAGGAUUUGUUCGUUCACAAAAGACACAAACAUGAGAAGGCUACUUCACCGAGUACACCGUGCCAUGUUGCAGGUGAAAAUGUUCCAACAUUGAAACGUACGAGGAAGACGGCAAGGCACAGAGAACAUACUCUUGCAAGAAGCAGGUACAAUGAUAAUUUCAGUGAGACUCCCUCCGAUUCUUCCAGUGAAUGUUGUGCUAAUGUCUGUGAGGAUUCUGCCUCAUUAAAAAGCUUUGGAUCUCAGGCUGGUUGUGGUGAGAUAUUUGCUGAUGAUCUUGUAUCUCUGGAGGGCAUCUUUAGCCCUGAGCGUGACAAAGAUUCCUGUGAAGCUCCAAGGCGAAGCCCUACUACUGCAGGUUUCCAGGGAGGAAAAGAGUGUCUGGCCUCUCCAGCUCAUGCUGAGGUCCUGGACAUGUUUGGGUUGUGGGAAACCCUAAACAGAACUUUGCAUUUAGGGCACAGCUCAAAAGCUACGGAACAUGCAACAAAAUCCACAACACCUAUCAUGAAAUCUCCUUCCACAUCCACGUCUGAAGAUGUAAUGGUAAAUACACCCCAAUCUGUAGAAUCCGAGAUCAGGGAACUUAAUACUAAUGUGGUAACUCCUAAAAGUGACAACCAAGGGAACACCAGUGAUGAGGGCUACUGUGAUUAUGUCUCUCCUGGUUUUGAGGACCACAGCAGAAGUUCCCUCACUCCAGUGCAUUCCAACAAGAUCCCUAGGGACACGUACAGUGGAGAUGCUCUUUAUGAGCUAUUCUGUGACCCCAGCGAGACAGAAAUAACCCCGAUCUUUGAUGAUGAAAUCAACCUAACAGACAGCAUUGUUGGCCAGUGCAGUGAUUAUCCAUUAUCCAUGUACAGCUUCCAUGUUGGAGCAGAGGAAAAUCUUGCCCCACCUUUGGCUCAGGACUUUGUUGGUCAGGAGCUCCUGGAAAGUAAAUGGACGGGGAAGGAUUGCUUACUAAAGCUUUGCGACACUGAGAUAUCUCUGGCUAUGGGUAUAGUUAACUGGCUGAAGCAUAGGACAGACAAAAGCAACCCAACAGAACUAAGAUCUUCACAAAGUAGUGCUGAAGGAGAUUUAUGUCUGAGAUGCAAAACCCAGUCAGCAAGGGUUAGAAAACCACCAAGAGGAGCAAGAACUGUUAAUGGUAGAGGAGAUACAAUUAAUUUUAAAGAGCCAAGUAAGCAAAGUGUUGGUGUUCUGCCCUUAAAAUAUGAUGCAAACACAGUGAUGUCAACCUUGGCCUCUCCAGAGAAUCAACCCAAGACCCCAACGAGUGGUGUGUGUUUCAGAAUAUUCAAUGUCGACUCUCCAAUGACUCCAGGUGGAGAUUUGCAGUCUCCAGUAGUAAGCUCCCCUGGCUCUGGGACAAGGUCUUUGUUUGUGUUGGCCAUAAACAAGGAAUCUCUUUGUGAAUCUUGCAAGAGUUCCCUGAAAAACGGAGCUAAAGAUCUGCACCUGUGCCGUUCUUGUAUGUCCCUCAUUGAGCAUAUCAAAACGUCAGACCUUUGGGCCCGUGCCAGUCUUCCCAGGUUCACUUUAACCCCGCAGCCAAUAACCAGAGAUCUACUAUCCCCAGCCAGCACCUGCAGGAUAGGAAGUGACAUCAGCAUAGCUUCCCUUGUUGAGCAGUGUGCUAGUCAGUUGUCUUCUAUGAAGAUCAACUUUACUCAAAAUCACUCAAGCUGUGAGGUAGGAGAUGUCCCUGUAUCUGAGCAAGGGGUAAAAAGGAACAAAGGACAAUCUCAAAAAUACCUUAAGUCAAAACACAAGAAAAGGCCAGUGGCAACUACCGAGAGAGCCUUGCAUGCUAGACAUCGCUUGAGGCCGUCUAGCUUUUCUGAAGAUGUGAAACCUUCCCUUUUGGAGACUGAGGGACUUGGCUUUGUCACUACUAAUGCUUCCAAUGAUUUGGUGUUGGAAACGUACGGGUCAUGUGCUUUUGAAUCUGGUGACACAGACGUAUACCAAGCAACCAGGCCUACAUCUCUUCCUCUCAUGGCCUCUGCCUCUUCUGAGUUUCCUUGCGGAGAGGACCACCACAUCGACCAUUUAAAUGAGAUGGCAGAGGGAACUCCAGCCAAAAAGAAGCAUAGGUUGCGUCAUCGCAAGAACGCUGCUGUGAAUAUUGAGGGAUCAUGCAGUGUCUUUCCAGAGGACAGGAAAGUAGAACGAAGAUGCAGAAUGAAGAAGUAAAGGCCAUAUUAAACAGGUGAGAUUCAGAUUUUGUGGAUCCUGACGGUCUCAAACUGGUUUCUUCUGUCCAGUACCUCAGCCCUCCGAGAAGCUGACCUCUCUACCAGCUGUCAAAGUCUCUAUCUUUCCUCAAGAAAUCUGACAUGUUUGCUCAUUUUACUGUCAACUCAGCAACACUGUCAGCCUGGAACAACAACAGGUCUGUUGAUCUGUUUGUUGGAGAAGUAACAUUUGUCUGAAACCUGUCGUAUCAGUGUUUUUCUCUCUCCAUAGUUUUUCUGCAAUCACUGCUAUU
Molecule: messenger RNA, 3171 nt
Organism: Rhinichthys klamathensis goyatoka
Lineage: Eukaryota; Metazoa; Chordata; Actinopteri; Cypriniformes; Leuciscidae
Gene: amer3
Product: APC membrane recruitment protein 3
Exons: 3
Coding region: 141-2876 (911 amino acids)
Biological process (GO): regulation of canonical Wnt signaling pathway
Cellular component (GO): plasma membrane
Molecular function (GO): beta-catenin binding; phosphatidylinositol-4,5-bisphosphate binding
Source: RefSeq, a predicted model, not a curated record